UAGAAACCUCAUGGAGAAGUUCAUGAAGCAGGUCAUAUUUAAAUAUCUCAGAGCUGAACCAGAGGACCACAACUUCUUGAUGACAGAACCUCCUCUAAAUACCCCAGAGAACUGGGAAUACUUAGCUGAGAUCAUGUUUGAAACGUUCAACGUCCCAGGACUAUAUAUUGCUGUUCAGGCUAUUUUGGCAUUGGCCGCAUCAUGGACUUCAAGACAGGUUGGAGAACGAACUCUAACAGGAAUCGUGAUUGAUAGUGGUGAUGGGGUUACUCAUGCCAUACCAGUGGCAGAAGGUUAUGUGAUUGGCAGCUGUAUAAAGCACAUCCCUAUAGCAGGCAGAGACAUCACUCACAUCAUUCAACAGCUGCUAGAGAGAGAGAUCGGCAUUCCUCCAGAACAGUCACUGGAGACUGCAAAAGCUGUUAAAGAAAGGUAUUGCUACAUAUGUCCAGACAUAGUGAAGGAAUUCAGCAAAUAUGACGCGGACCCUGGCAAAUGGAUAAAAUGCAAGGGAAUCAAUGCUUUCAGCAAAAAUGAUUUUCAAAUAGAUGUUGGAUAUGAGCGUUUUCUGGGACCAGAGAUAUUUUUUCACCCUGAGUUUGCCAACCCAGACUUCAUGCAGCCCAUCUCAGAUGUAGUGGAUGAAGUCAUUCAGAACAGCCCUAUCGAUGUCAGAAGACCACUUUACAAGCCUGAGUUCCUCCAAGUCUGCCACUCUAAGAAGGAAUACGAGGAAUAUGGACCCAGAAUCUGUCGCCACAACCCAGUCUUUGGCAUCAUGUCCUAUGCUGGUCUUGCACUCUGCCAUAAGCCUAGAUAUCAGUUCAAUCAAUUUAUCACCUUCCUGUACUACACUUUGAUUGCCACUCCUCUUUGAAAAGGAAUAUUUCAGGCUUUGACAAGCUUAGAAUAGAAAGAACAAAGCUUUUUGUUUAUCAGUGAAAAUGUCAAAGCCAGGCACAAGGGUAUUAAGUGGAUUGGAGACUUGAGGCUUGUACUUUGAUAGCAAGCGCUGAAUGUUCAAUAUUCCAAAUGCAGCAUAAAAGAGGAAUUCAAGAAUUGCACAUUGACUGCAGGCUGGUCAGGUGAAGCCAUCAAGUGGGGACUGUUUACUUUGCAACACAUUGCAGUUUUUUUGUUCUGUUCACAAUUUAAAGGAUUAGGAUUUUCAACUAAAAAUGAAAAAUCUGUCAUCAUGUUAUUUCCGACCCAUAUGAUAAAAGGAAAAAUU
Molecule: messenger RNA, 1231 nt
Organism: Cyprinus carpio (common carp)
Lineage: Eukaryota; Metazoa; Chordata; Actinopteri; Cypriniformes; Cyprinidae
Product: actin related protein 3B
Cellular component (GO): actin cortical patch
Molecular function (GO): actin filament binding
Source: RefSeq, a predicted model, not a curated record